Peronospora matthiolae is the source of this 1800-nucleotide messenger RNA. The record is from the annotation of a GenBank genome assembly. Lineage: Eukaryota; Oomycota; Peronosporomycetes; Peronosporales; Peronosporaceae.
AUGUCCUCUACUCAAGAUUCCGCCACCAAGAUCUCUAUCGAUAGAUUCGAUGGAGACAACUACGCGACGUGGAGCCGCUACAUGCGUGGCGUGUUCCUGACCAAGUCGACGUGGCACGUGGUCAACCGGGAGACCACCCCCACCUUCGCCGAUCCUCGCGCCAGUGAUGAGUACGUCAAGACGAACAACAUUGCGUUCGGCUUGAUGUUACUUCACAUGAGCGCGGACUAUCAUCACGUGGUUGAUGACUGCGACGAGGCAUGGGUUGCGUGGACACGGUUGAAGACUCUCUACGGCGGAUCGCAGAAGGCGGGACGGAUCUUCUUGAAGCGGCAGCUGUUCAGCAUGGAGAUGGCGGAAGGCGGCAAUGUAAUGCAUCAUUGCAAUGAAGUUCUCAACAUCAGCGCCAAGCUCAGCAGCAUCGGCGCCAAGAUGGAGGAUGAGGACGUGGCGAUCUGCUUGUUGUGCAGCCUCCCCAAGAGCUACGAGAACGUCGUGCUGAACUUGGAGAUGAGCAGCGCGGAACUGCGGACGCAAGACGUCGUGAAAGUGCUGACGAAUGAGCACAUCAAAAGACAAGGGAAAAAGUCGACAUCGGUGAAAACUGAAGAAGCGACCAAGGCCUUCAGUACCGAGCGUGAGGUUCGUCAGUGUACGUUCUGCGGAAAAUUGGGGCACACGGUGGAACAGUGCUGGACCAAGCAGAAGGAAGACAAUCGGGGAGCUCGACGCGGCGGCAAUGCACGUGGACGCGGAGCGAAUCAAGUUCAGUGGCAAGGCUACAACGGCAACAGCAACAGCAACUGUGACUAUGAUCGAGUGGCGUUUGCUGUUUCGCUGGAAUGCGGACUUUCAACGACCAAGAGCAUGUGUGGAAUGUGGGCGAUUGAUAGCGGUGCAACACAUCACAUCUGCUAUGACAAGUCCAAGUUCGAAUUUCUGGACGAGCGCAAUGAAGGCGAAGUGUUGGUUGCAGAUGGGAACAAGGCUGCGAUCAACGGUGUCGGGACAAUCAUCGAAAAGGUGACCCUGUCCAACGGUGAAGAGCGCGAAGUCGAGAUCAAGAACGCGCUUUACGUCCCAAGCAUGAACAAGAACUUGCUUUCGAUACCACAAAUCAACAAAAGCGGCAAGUUUCAAGUGGUGUUUGAUGGUGACGAGAUGAAGAUUUCGCACAAAGGCUCCAAGCAAGUAAUAUCGAUGGCCGAUCUUGUGGAUGGCCUCUACUGGCUUCGUACAUCCCAACGAUCGGUGAAUGCGGCUUCAGGACCAAGAGUCGAAAACCUUCAUGCGCGUAUGGGCCACGCACCGGUUGAUGUCUUGUGCAGAAUGGUCUCCAAGGGCAUGAUCAAGGAUGCCAAGAUGCCAACAAAAUUGAGCGGACCAAGCGUGUGUCAAGGUUGUCUAGAAGGAAAAAUGGUUCAACGACCGUUCCCGAGCAAUCCAAACAAGCGCCACUACGAUCCGUUUGAGCUUCUACACAUCGACACUUGUGGUUCAACCGGAUGCAUGAAGGGUUUCAGUCUGCGCGCCAAGUCCGACAGCGAAGAGUGCAUCAAGAAGUACAUCAUGGCAGUACAGACGCCGUUUGACUACAAGGUCAAGUUCGUUCGACACGAUGGUGCACGAGAAUUUGCGGCGAAUUCGCUCAAGGCAUUUUACGAUGAUCAAGGAAUCGAGCAGCAAGUUACCGUUCCGUAUGCGCAUCAGACCAACGGCACGGCGGAACGGGCAAUUCGGACCAUUGUGACGAUCGGGCGCAGCAUGCUUCACUACGCCAAGCUGGACAAGUUUUUUUGA